AUCCGGUCUCAAAACCUUUCUUUUCUUUUGUGUUUUUGAGGAGUAGGAAUAGCCUUUCCAUCUUCUUGGAUGGAUACAAGAGAGAGAAAGUAGACAGACAAAGGGGAGGAAGAACCAAUGGAUAAUUGUGUGAAAACAACUACCCCUUUAUCUUCUUUCUCUUCUGUCCAAUCUAAUCUAUCCAUGGCCAUUUCUUCACCUUCAUCUGCACCUUUCUUGGACUCACUCUUCUACUGUGAAGAGCAAGAUCAUCCAUGGAGCUAUGACCACAAUGAAGAACAUGAACAAGAUCUCCAUCCUCCAACCAUAAACCACCAAGAUUUCUUCUGGGAAGAUGAAGAACUUGUCCAUCUCUUCACCAAAGAACAGUUACAAACACUUCAUUCUACUUUCACUUUUGACCACUUUGCUCGCAAAGAUGCUGUUGACUGGAUCCUUAAAGUCAAAUCCCACUUCGGAUUCACACAUCUCACUGCCAUUCUUGCCAUCAAUUAUCUUGACAGGUUUCUUUCAAACCUUCACUUCCAGCAAGAUAAGCCAUGGAUGAUUCAACUUCUUGCUGUCACUUCUCUCUCUUUAGCUGCUAAAGUUGAAGAAACUCAAGUUCCAUCUCUCCUAGAUCUUCAAGUGGAAGACACAAAGUACAUGUUUGAGCCCAAAAACAUACAAAAAAUGGAGCUUUUGAUGAUGUCAGCCCUGGAAUGGAAGAUGAAUCCAGUUACACCAAUCUCAUUUCUUGAUCAUAUUGUUAGAAGACUGGGAUUAAAGACUCAUCUUCACUCAAUUUUUGUCAAGAAAUGUGAAGAUCUUAUUCUGUUCUUGGUUUCAGAUUCAAGAUUCGUGGGUUAUCAGCCAUCGGUAUUGGCCACAGCUGCAAUGCUUCAUGUUAUAGAUCAAGUUGACUAUUUCAACUCUGUUGACUAUCAGAAUCAGCUUCUGGAAGUACUCAAAACCACAAAGGAGAAAGUAAAGGAGUGCAAUGAGAUGAUUAUGGAGGCAUCACAUAUAAGUUCCUUUAACCUCAAAAAGCGAAAGUUUGAAGAGGAUGAAACCAUGCAUAUCAUCUCAUCAUCAUCAUCAUCCCAUCACUAUCAUCGUCAACCUCCUCUCAAGAAAACGGGGAUUGUACAACAAAAGUUGGGUUAUGGUUCGCUAAGUUGCAAAGUGCCUGUUGACGUGGCAUAUAUUCCUUGAUAUGUACAUAAUGUGGUGGUCAGUAGCAUUUUCAGUUAAUUAUUAUGAGAUAAAUUUUGCUAGAUUCAUGUCAUUUUGAAUAAUAGACGACGAAUGGAUAUGUGAUCAUCACAAAGAUAUUGAUAUGAGGUUAUUUUUUAUGCU
Messenger RNA from Helianthus annuus (common sunflower), 1338 nucleotides. RefSeq names its product cyclin-D3-1. The coding region runs from base 118 to 1194 and encodes 358 amino acids. NCBI's taxonomy places the organism in Eukaryota, Viridiplantae, Streptophyta, Magnoliopsida, Asterales, Asteraceae. Gene Ontology annotation, molecular function: cyclin-dependent protein serine/threonine kinase regulator activity. The transcript has 4 exons. The record is from RefSeq and is a predicted model, not a curated record. Gene Ontology annotation, biological process: mitotic cell cycle phase transition; regulation of cyclin-dependent protein serine/threonine kinase activity. Gene Ontology annotation, cellular component: nucleus; cytoplasm; cyclin-dependent protein kinase holoenzyme complex.